Molecule: messenger RNA, 1950 nt
Organism: Lactuca virosa
Lineage: Eukaryota; Viridiplantae; Streptophyta; Magnoliopsida; Asterales; Asteraceae
Source: the annotation of a GenBank genome assembly
AUGGGUAACAAAGGCAAGUGUUUCUCUAUCUAUUUACUCUUGAUCUUCCAUCUUUUUAGCAUUUCCAACACCACUUCCACGGAUACCGAUAACCCCUCGGACUUGUCCGAUCCAACAGAAAUUGUAAACGUAUUGCAUCAACACAUAUCCCAAUUAGGUAAGCUCGAUGAGCUAGUGAAAAGCCUUACCGAAUUGGUAACUAGAUUGGAAUCGCGUGUACUCGAAUCUCCUACUGAAAUUAGGAGGAGUUCGAAUGACGAGUUCAUUCACGAAGAAGAACUUAGGUCUGAUUCGAAAAAAAUCGAUGAAGAAAACAGUUUCGUUGAUGAGAGUACUUCUGCGAGAGAUAAUAGGGUUGAGAGAUUGGGUGCUGUAUCUGUUACUAAGCAUAGUUUAUUCUGGUCUGAAAGGUUUCAAUUCGUUUCCGCUGUGAAACUCGAUACAAAAGCAACUUCUCUCAAUGUUUUACCAUUUAAAGACCUCGAAGGAUUGAGCAAAUAUAUCGCUGUCGGUGAUGACCUUGGAAACUUCUACGUAUUCACUAGAUAUGGCGAAGUUAUGCUUCAAUUCAACACACUCACGAAUUCCCCCAUUACUGCUAUCUUAUCUUACCUUUCCGUUUUCAGAAACGAGACUAUAGUAGUUACAGGCCAUGGAAAUGGUGUCAUCUUAGUUCAUAGAGUUUGGGAAAUCCCAACUGGCGAUGAAUCAAAUCUGCUCGAGAGAGAAACCAUUCACAAACUCGAUCAAGAACUCGGAUCCGCCAUAAGCAUAAUGGAAAUCCACCAUGUUGGUCGAACAAGAUACACUGUAGCCAUAGACAUCGGUGGAACAAUCAAGGUUUUCAAAGAAGGAGGUUCAGUAAUCGGGACAAUCGUCCCCAGUUCUCGACCUCUUGCUUUCUUGAAGCAAAAACUCUUGUUCUUAACAGAAACCGGUGCAGGUUCUUUAGAUUUAAGAACCAUGAAGCUUCGAGAAGCUCCAUGUGAAGGUUUCAACGGAUCAUACGCUUUGAAUUAUGUCUUUGAUGCUUCCGAUAGAGGAAAAGCAUACGGGUUCACUUCAGGAGGUGAAUUGGUGCAUCUGUUAAUAUAUGGCGACUCCAUGAACUUCAAGUGUCGGGUAAGAUCAAAGAAGAAAUUCGAUGUUGAUCGUGGACCUUUAUCUUUUGAAGCAAUCAAAGGGUAUUUUCUCAUCGUUAGUCAAGAAAAAGUCUUUGUUUACAAUGUUUCUUCUCAACUUUACGUGAGAGCGGGAUUACCCCGGCUCGUGUUUUCAGCUGGACUCGAUGAAAUUAUCGCAUCCUUCUUGAAUUAUCGCGCAAUUGGGAGAUCAAUAGAUGGUAGAAAUGAUGAAAUUGUUCCAUUAAUAGCAAGUGAUCAUGAUAAGCUUGUGAUUUUAAGCCUUGGAAGUGGAUACAUCGGGAUGUAUCGAUCGAAUCUUCCCGUUACAAAAGGUGAAUUCAACACGAUGUUAUGGAGUACACCGGUUUUAUUUUUUAUACUUUUUCUAUUCGUGGCGUGGCAUUUCUUUGCUAACAAAAAGGAAGCUUUGACAUCGUGGGGCCCGGAUGAUCCGUUUACAACAAACGGAGCUCCGCCGGGUCCCGGGGAGAGAUCUUUUGGCGACCCCACUUCGCGAAAUCAUGAUAUGAUGGAUCUGAGAGGCGGCGGCGGCGGUGGUGGUGGUGGUAGUGGCGGCAAUGGCGGUGGUGGGGGGAUAAGAGGGCCGCCACGAAGGUACGGGUCGCCGACGCGGUAUGUGGGACCCGGGGGUAAUUCGUUUAGACCGACUUCUAUUGACCCGAAUCCGCGACCCGGGUCUGUUGACCCGGAUUUUAGAGGUUCGGAGUUGAAAUAUAGAGGGGCAAAUAUGGAAAGUAGUGGUUUUGGUAAAAGGAGAGAGGGUUUGUUUGUAAACAAUCAAGUUGUGGAUAAUCAUGGGAGUUGA